AUGCUUGAUUUUGUUUUAGUGGCUGGUGUGAAUUUUGGUGGUAGUCCAACUCUGUUGGUGUCACCAACAUUACCAUCACCUCCAUUAAACCAAAGAGUGUCGCCAGGAGUGUCGCCAGGAGUGUCGCCAGGAGUGUCGCCAGGAGUGUCGCCAGGAGUGUCGCCAGGAGUGUCGCCAGGAGUGUCGCCAGGAGUGUCGCCAGGAGUGUCGCCAGGAGUGUCGCCAGGAGUGUCGCCAGGAGUGUCGCCAGGAGUGUCGCCAGGAGUGUCGCCAGGAGUGUCGCCAGGAGUGUCGCCAGGAGUGUCGCCAGGAGUGUCGCCAGGAGUGUCGCCAGGAGUGUCGCCAGGAGUGUCGCCAGGAGUGUCGCCAGGAGUGUCGCCAGGAGUGUCGCCAGGAGUGUCGCCAGGAGUGUCGCCAGGAGUGUCGCCAGGAGUGUCGCCAGGAGUGUCGCCAGGAGUGUCGCCAGGAGUGUCGCCAGGAGUGUCGCCAGGAGUGUCGCCAGGAGUGUCGCCAGGAGUGUCGCCAGGAGUGUCGCCAGGAGUGUCGCCAGGAGUGUCGCCAGGAGUGUCGCCAGGAGUGUCGCCAGGAGUGUCGCCAGGAGUGUCGCCAGGAGUGUCGCCAGGAGUGUCGCCAGGAGUGUCGCCAGGAGUGUCGCCAGGAGUGUCGCCAGGAGUGUCGCCAGGAGUGUCGCCAGGAGUGUCGCCAGGAGUGUCGCCAGGAGUGUCGCCAGGAGUGUCGCCAGGAGUGUCGCCAGGAGUGUCGCCAGGAGUGUCGCCAGGAGUGUCGCCAGGAGUGUCGCCAGGAGUGUCGCCAGGAGUGUCGCCAGGAGUGUCGCCAGGAGUGUCGCCAGGAGUGUCGCCAGGAGUGUCGCCAGGAGUGUCGCCAGGAGUGUCGCCAGGAGUGUCGCCAGGAGUGUCGCCAGGAGUGUCGCCAGGAGUGUCGCCAGGAGUGUCGCCAGGAGUGUCGCCAGGAGUGUCGCCAGGAGUGUCGCCAGGAGUGUCGCCAGGAGUGUCGCCAGGAGUGUCGCCAGGAGUGUCGCCAGGAGUGUCGCCAGGAGUGUCGCCAGGAGUGUCGCCAGGAGUGUCGCCAGGAGUGUCGCCAGGAGUGUCGCCAGGAGUGUCGCCAGGAGUGUCGCCAGGAGUGUCGCCAGGAGUGUCGCCAGGAGUGUCGCCAGGAGUGUCGCCAGGAGUGUCGCCAGGAGUGUCGCCAGGAGUGUCGCCAGGAGUGUCGCCAGGAGUGUCGCCAGGAGUGUCGCCAGGAGUGUCGCCAGGAGUGUCGCCAGGAGUGUCGCCAGGAGUGUCGCCAGGAGUGUCGCCAGGAGUGUCGCCAGGAGUGUCGCCAGGAGUGUCGCCAGGAGUGUCGCCAGGAGUGUCGCCAGGAGUGUCGCCAGGAGUGUCGCCAGGAGUGUCGCCAGGAGUGUCGCCAGGAGUGUCGCCAGGAGUGUCGCCAGGAGUGUCGCCAGGAGUGUCGCCAGGAGUGUCGCCAGGAGUGUCGCCAGGAGUGUCGCCAGGAGUGUCGCCAGGAGUGUCGCCAGGAGUGUCGCCAGGAGUGUCGCCAGGAGUGUCGCCAGGAGUGUCGCCAGGAGUGUCGCCAGGAGUGUCGCCAGGAGUGUCGCCAGGAGUGUCGCCAGGAGUGUCGCCAGGAGUGUCGCCAGGAGUGUCGCCAGGAGUGUCGCCAGGAGUGUCGCCAGGAGUGUCGCCAGGAGUGUCGCCAGGAGUGUCGCCAGGAGUGUCGCCAGGAGUGUCGCCAGGAGUGUCGCCAGGAGUGUCGCCAGGAGUGUCGCCAGGAGUGUCGCCAGGAGUGUCGCCAGGAGUGUCGCCAGGAGUGUCGCCAGGAGUGUCGCCAGGAGUGUCGCCAGGAGUGUCGCCAGGAGUGUCGCCAGGAGUGUCGCCAGGAGUGUCGCCAGGAGUGUCGCCAGGAGUGUCGCCAGGAGUGUCGCCAGGAGUGUCGCCAGGAGUGUCGCCAGGAGUGUCGCCAGGAGUGUCGCCAGGAGUGUCGCCAGGAGUGUCGCCAGGAGUGUCGCCAGGAGUGUCGCCAGGAGUGUCGCCAGGAGUGUCGCCAGGAGUGUCGCCAGGAGUGUCGCCAGGAGUGUCGCCAGGAGUGUCGCCAGGAGUGUCGCCAGGAGUGUCGCCAGGAGUGUCGCCAGGAGUGUCGCCAGGAGUGUCGCCAGGAGUGUCGCCAGGAGUGUCGCCAGGAGUGUCGCCAGGAGUGUCGCCAGGAGUGUCGCCAGGAGUGUCGCCAGGAGUGUCGCCAGGAGUGUCGCCAGGAGUGUCGCCAGGAGUGUCGCCAGGAGUGUCGCCAGGAGUGUCGCCAGGAGUGUCGCCAGGAGUGUCGCCAGGAGUGUCGCCAGGAGUGUCGCCAGGAGUGUCGCCAGGAGUGUCGCCAGGAGUGUCGCCAGGAGUGUCGCCAGGAGUGUCGCCAGGAGUGUCGCCAGGAGUGUCGCCAGGAGUGUCGCCAGGAGUGUCGCCAGGAGUGUCGCCAGGAGUGUCGCCAGGAGUGUCGCCAGGAGUGUCGCCAGGAGUGUCGCCAGGAGUGUCGCCAGGAGUGUCGCCAGGAGUGUCGCCAGGAGUGUCGCCAGGAGUGUCGCCAGGAGUGUCGCCAGGAGUGUCGCCAGGAGUGUCGCCAGGAGUGUCGCCAGGAGUGGACCUUCGACCACCACUGCUGCGAGCCAGUCACCCACCAUCGCCAGCCGAGCACCGGAAUACAUCCCGUCCACGACUGUUCACGCCCGCACUCUCGCGGCCCAGCGUCCUCUCGUCGCCCGGCAACGACCAGAGACAAUGCCAACAUGAGUAG
Molecule: messenger RNA, 2796 nt
Organism: Schistocerca americana (American grasshopper)
Lineage: Eukaryota; Metazoa; Arthropoda; Insecta; Orthoptera; Acrididae
Product: elastin-like
Exons: 3
Coding region: 1-2796 (931 amino acids)
Source: RefSeq, a predicted model, not a curated record